Molecule: messenger RNA, 4355 nt
Organism: Eubalaena glacialis (North Atlantic right whale)
Lineage: Eukaryota; Metazoa; Chordata; Mammalia; Artiodactyla; Balaenidae
Gene: USP12
Product: ubiquitin specific peptidase 12
Exons: 9
Coding region: 187-1299 (370 amino acids)
Biological process (GO): protein deubiquitination
Cellular component (GO): cytosol; nucleus
Molecular function (GO): cysteine-type endopeptidase activity; cysteine-type deubiquitinase activity
Source: RefSeq, a predicted model, not a curated record
CCGCGGCAGGGAGUGCCGGAGCGCCGGCGGCGACGACGGCAGCGGCGGCUGAGCAGGCUCGGUGCGUGGGUCCACAGCGGCUCGGGGUCCGCCCGCUGGCUGCGGUGCGAGCGGGCGGCCCGGCUGCCCUCCUCCCCCGCCCGCCGCCGUCGCCGCUGUGAUUGGGUGGAAGAUGGCGCUGGGCGGAUGGAAAUCCUAAUGACAGUCUCCAAAUUCGCCUCCAUCUGUACCAUGGGCGCCAAUGCCUCGGCAUUAGAGAAAGAGAUUGGUCCAGAACAGUUUCCAGUCAAUGAGCACUAUUUUGGAUUAGUCAAUUUUGGGAAUACUUGCUACUGCAAUUCAGUUCUUCAAGCACUUUAUUUUUGUCGUCCGUUUCGGGAAAAAGUUCUCGCAUACAAGAGUCAACCCAGGAAGAAGGAGAGUCUUCUUACGUGCUUAGCAGACCUCUUCCACAGCAUCGCUACCCAGAAGAAGAAGGUUGGAGUCAUACCUCCUAAGAAGUUCAUAACAAGAUUACGGAAAGAAAAUGAGCUUUUUGACAACUACAUGCAGCAAGAUGCCCAUGAAUUCUUAAAUUACCUACUAAAUACAAUUGCUGAUAUUUUACAAGAAGAGAGAAAGCAGGAAAAACAAAAUGGUCGUUUGCCCAACGGUAAUAUUGACAGUGAAAAUAACAACAGCACACCAGACCCAACGUGGGUUCAUGAGAUUUUUCAGGGAACAUUAACUAAUGAAACCAGAUGUCUUACUUGUGAAACUAUAAGCAGCAAAGAUGAAGAUUUUUUAGACCUUUCUGUUGACGUGGAACAAAACACAUCCAUUACUCACUGCUUAAGGGGUUUUAGCAACACAGAAACUCUAUGCAGUGAAUACAAAUACUACUGUGAAGAAUGCCGCAGCAAACAGGAAGCACACAAACGGAUGAAAGUUAAAAAGCUGCCCAUGAUUCUAGCUCUGCAUCUGAAAAGAUUUAAAUAUAUGGAUCAGCUUCAUCGAUAUACAAAACUUUCUUACCGGGUAGUUUUUCCUUUAGAACUUCGUCUAUUUAACACUUCAGGCGAUGCAACCAAUCCUGACAGAAUGUACGACCUCGUGGCCGUCGUGGUUCACUGUGGAAGUGGUCCCAAUCGAGGCCAUUAUAUUGCAAUAGUUAAGAGUCAUGAUUUUUGGUUGUUGUUUGAUGACGACAUUGUAGAAAAAAUAGAUGCACAAGCUAUCGAAGAAUUCUACGGGUUGACGUCAGAUAUCUCAAAGAACUCUGAGUCUGGCUACAUCCUUUUCUAUCAGUCCCGGGACUGAGGGAACCGCUAUGAAGAGAGACUUUCUGCCUCAUUUCUUCUCUGGUUAUUUGGGAAAGGAUCAAGCACCAGUUUUCCAAGAAAAGAGAAAUGCAGGAAGCUCAGGGGGUAGUAGCACACUUUGCACACAGUAAAGCAAAGGCUGGAUUCACACACUCUUCCUACCAUGGUAGUUGAUUGAUUUGCUCAGGUAUCGUGCUGUCUGCGCAGUUCCAUACAACAAGGCAGUGAAAUCAGAGAUACCAGCUCCUCUUGUAAAACAGCCUUCCAGUAAUUGACAUGCAUUUUCUCUUCAUUAAUUGCACCAAUAAUGAUUGAACUCCUUGGGGGUGCAGUAGAAAGAAAAGGAAUCUGUGAGUUUGUACUGACAAUUGCAGGAGAUGAUGUUGAACACACUGCAUACAUUUGCCUGGUUGAACACGUCGAGAAGCAAUACUGGGUGGUCUUUUCAAGCGUAAACCAGAAAUAACUUUUGGGCCCAACACUUGCAGUUGCCUUCCUGAUGUAAAGAAACUAACAGAUACUAGAAUCCAGUGUCAGGAAGACAAAUACGUUUGCUUCUCUGAAGAAGCUUAUAAUAAUAUACAGUAUAUGUAUAUCUAGGGAACAGUUGGUCAAAAGUGGCUUUUUGUUUCCCCAAGGGGAAAGACUGGCUUUGUAAUUAUAAUUUUUUUCCUUAUUUAUUUUACUUAAAACUGGUAGAGUCUAAGUAUUGUAUGAAGUGCCCAUGAUUGUGUCAGUAAAUUUGAGCAUAUUUUUAUUAGUUUUUGUCAGUUUUAACUAAUCCUUUUGUUUGUUUCUGUUUUUAAGGUGAAUUUUAAACUCUGUUUUAAAUCAUAAGUUACCUUAAGAAAAAUUGCAAUGAGAGGAGGUACAUAUUCUUUUUCAGGAGGAACUGAUAUCUCUGGCUAAAUAUUUGUCCUAGUUGUCAGUCAGUUAUUUUAUUCAGUUUUAAUUUCAGGAAAAUUAAAAACUAUCAAAAAUUCCGUAUCAUUGUGGAAUGAUCUAAGAAAUCCUGGUGCAGUGGUGGUGUGCUGGUCUUGAGAGUUCUUCAGUGCUCUAUUUCAGGUUGAGGCCACGUUUGGAAAAUUCAUGUCAUAGCAGUUAACGUUAUUUUCAAAUGUUCUUUAUCCUGGAGAGAAGUGAUCCAUCCCAGCCCCAGCGCCUGGAGAGCUAACAGACCCUGUGAGGAUUACAUUUUAAUGAGGUCGACCAGAAGUACUUUGAAAGCAAGUCUUUUUUUUCCCCUUCCACCUUUACAAAUGUUAUUGGAAUUUAACUUUGUGUUUAAGACUUCAUUCUGUUGGGAGUUUCAAGAAGUAAUAUGUGUGAUGUAAGAUGUAUGUAAACCGUUGCAGUUGACACUUUUCCAUGCAUCAAGGAAGUUGUCUGACAGUGGCCGAAUGUAACUUGCUGAAAAUAAUUGAAUAUAUAUUCAAGAUAAUAGCAAUCAGGUCUUAGAUGUUCUUUAUCCAUGUUUUUCCAGGCAGUAAUCUUUCUUUUUUAAUUGUUGUAAUUUUGUAAACUUAUUUUACUAAUACUGUUGAAUCUGAAAAACAAGCAACAAAAAAAUGUUUUGUCUGCUGCUAUUAUUAACAUUUAUUAUCUGUAUCUUUUAGCUCAGGAAAUGACUUCACCUGUUCGUUCCAUGAAUAGAUCUUUAACAGGGUCACUUAGCUAAUUGGGCUGUUGAAACAGAUGUGCUGGGAGAAAAUGAUGAUAUAUUUUGACAGAUUGCUUUUUAAGAGACAGUUUCUAAAGCCUUACCCUGGCUGGAAUGGUUCUGUACAAAUUAUAUGGCCUGCCUGAUCUACCAACAUGGCACAGAGAAUCACAACCAAGAAUGUGGGCAAGGUGAUAGCUGCGGAGGUGGAUGCAUUUUUUAUUUUGAGGGCUUCAGCCAAAUUGUCUUGGAAUUUAAAGCUAAAUUUCUGCAGCUUUCAGUAUGGAGACGAGGAGUAACGUGAAGCUGAACCAGUUUUUACUUGCGCUGGGCCACAACAUGUAUGAGAAAGAUAGAUGAAGUCAUUUGCAUAAAGGUACAGCAUUGGGAUACUAUGUUGUGUUUGUUUUUACAUUUUGCAUUUUAAAAAACAUACAGUGAAGUAAAAGCCAAGGUUAAAUUUCCUAUUAAAGCAAGUUCUAGCGUUGUUUUUGGGUUCCAUGGUAGUCACACACUGUUCACAUCUACACCCUGUUUAAUAGCAUGACUUGUCAGGAGGGGACGAUGGGGUGAUGGUUCUCAAUUUUCUUUGUACACUCUAAGUGCAGCUGCAUCUACGUAAAAUGUUUUGAAGCUUCUCAGAAAUACAGUAUACUUUAAAAACAUGUAGGGUUAGGGUCGGGGGGAAAAAUGCAGAUAUAGUAAGUAAGAAAAGUGACCCAUAUAGAACGCGUUGUGAGGUUGUGUGCUGGUCCGACUGAUUGAAACGAGGGGCGGGUUUCAGUUGUAAAUGGUGGCUGAUUGCUGUCUAACUGUGUACAUGUUUGUUGGGAUGGCUAUCCCAUAUUUUGUAUAUUGGAAUAAAAAUUUCUAUAAAUUAUCAUAACUGAAAGUAAAUAUUCUAAAUUAAGUCUCACUUCUAAGUCACAUGGCUUCUGUCUUGGCGGCUUUACCUUUAGAAGCUGGCUCGAGACAGGAGCCCUGAGACUUUAGGCAAAGGGAAGAGGUGGGGAAUGUAAUAUAUGGGUCUCGUCGCCUCUAACCAUCCGUGUAGGGUUUUUUCUUUCCUUGACGGCAGUAGAAAGACCUCACUUCCAUAACUUACUACUCUUGAUACUUUCUUUAAAGCUACUUUUCAAUAAAGAUUCUCUCAUGAGGUAUUUACCUGGGAGUUGGGAGGCUAAGGCGCUCAGGUCCUGGCUCUUCAGUGAAUUUAACUGUGUGACCUUGGGCAAGUCACUUAACCUCUCUGUGCUUCAGUCUCCCUAUCUUGUAAAAUGGGAGUAAUACCUACCUCACAGGGUUGUUGUGGGGAUUAAUUAGAUAUAAUGUCUGUAAAGCAUCUAAGGUUCUUGAAGAAGGCGCUAUAUAAAUACAAAAUAAUAUCUAUUAAA